AUGCUCCCGCGGCUGAUGCUCCUGCUGUGGCUGCUGAAAGGUGAAAUCCCCGGAGCUCAUGGAGGAUCUUCUCUGGACGCGGCCAGGAGUUUGGUGUGGGGUCCUGGGCUGGACCCAGAGGUGGUCCUGCCUGCCCGCUACUUCUUCAUACAAGCGGUGGACGGCAAGGGGAGAAACCUCACGUCGUCCCCCGGGGAGAAGGCCUUCAAGGUGAACAUGGAGACCGAUGCCGAGGCCUUCACCAGGAUCUGGGUGCAGGUGCUGGAUCGGCAGGACGGAUCCUUCCUGGUGCGGUACCGGAUGUACGCCUCCUACACAGACCUGCACAUCCACAUCCAGCACAAGGACAAGCCGGUCGGCAAGUCUCCCUACGUCCUCAAAGGCCCGGUCUACCACGAGGCCUGUAACUGUCCGCAGCCCAGUGGAGCUGAGUGGGAGAAACGCAUGAAGUGUCCCGACUCCUUUCCUCAGAUCGACGAGGACCUGUCCGUCUUCAGGCACGUGGACCCUGACCUCAUCGCCCGCGAGGUCCCGGCCCGGUUUGGACAGAGACAGAGCCUGUGUCACUACACCCUCAAGAACAACCAGGUCUAUGUCAAAACGUUUGGUGAACAUGUGGGAUUUCGGAUUUUCAUGGACUCAAUUCUUCUGUCACUGACCAGAAAGGUACAACUUCCAGAUAUUGAGUUCUUUGUAAAUCUUGGGGACUGGCCCUUGGAGAAGAGUAAGUCCACAGCCAAAAUCCAUCCCAUCUUCUCCUGGUGCGGCUCCAACAACACCAGAGAUAUUGUGAUGCCGACAUACGACCUGACCGAGUCUGUGCUGGAGACCAUGGGGAGAGUGAGUCUGGACAUGAUGUCGGUGCAGGCAAACACCGGGCCCCCGUGGCCCCAGAAGAACAGCACAGCGUUCUGGAGGGGCCGCGACAGUCGGCAGGAGCGACUGGAACUGGUGAAGCUGUCCAGAGCUCAUCCAGAUGUGAUCGACGCCGCCUUCACCAACUUCUUCUUCUUCAAACACAACGAGAGCCUCUACGGGCCGCUGGUCAAACACGUCUCCUUCUUUGACUUUUUCAAGUACAAAUAUCAGAUCAACAUGGACGGCACGGUGGCGGCGUAUCGGCUGCCGUACCUGUUGGCGGGGGACAGUUUAGUGUUGAAGCAGGACUCUGGAUACUACGAGCACUUCUACAGCCAGCUCCAGCCCUGGAUCCACUACGUCCCCAUCAGAGCAGACCUGAGCGACCUCCUGGAGAAGAUCCAGUGGGCCAAAAACCACGAUGACCAGGCUCGAAGCAUCGCACAGAGAGGGCAGCAGUUUGCCCGCAGUCACCUCAUGGGAGACCAGAUAUUUUGUUACUACUAUAAACUGUUCCAGAAAUAUGCCGCACUUCAGAUUACGGAGCCAAAAGUGCGUGAAGGUAUGGAGCUAGUGGAGCAUCCCACUGACGACCUGUUCCCCUGUGACUGUCAGAGGACCAAGCCAAACACAGAGGCUAAGGAUGAACUGUGA
Messenger RNA from Knipowitschia caucasica, 1512 nucleotides. The record is from the annotation of a GenBank genome assembly. NCBI's taxonomy places the organism in Eukaryota, Metazoa, Chordata, Actinopteri, Gobiiformes, Gobiidae.